AUGUGGAAAAUUCUAAUUUUUUAUUUAUUUCUUGAAUUAAUACAUGGAAAUUAUACUGAUCCAAUAUAUCCAAUAUCAAAUCCUUGUUUAGCUAUACUUGAUCGUUUAUCGGAUAUGUCAUCUGCAUUUCUUAAUUGUGCUGUAAGUCGAGCAAGACCAUUUAAAUUAUGUGAAGGUUGUGUUGAUACUUAUGCACGACUACAAGAUCUUGUUGGUUUAUUAGAUUUAACAUAUUCUGAUGUUGAUAGAACGAUAACAUGUAAACGAUUUCUUGAAAGUUAUGAUUCAAUACAAGUUGUUGCUCAACUUAUUUCAUUUGUACAUAAUAUUUGGGGUUUAUCAUAUUGUGAUAAUUGUAUCAAAAAUUAUAAAGACACGAAUGGUACAACUGAUUAUAGUCUAACUAAUCAUACAAUAAAAUUCGUUCAGAAAAAAUUAAAUUUUGAUCUUUGUAUAUUUAAUGCUACUGGUCGUAUGGUUCCAAUUAUUCCAAUUGAUCUUAAUGUUACAUUGAAUACAAAUGUAUGUACAGUAUGUUCAACAGUUUACAAUGAGAUAAAUGAAUUCUUUAUACAAAUAACACGAGACAAUAAAAAUGGUGUUUGUAUGGAUAUUGUUGAUACAAUGAAUUAUACUCGAUUAUUAUGGAGUAAAAUAUAUGAAUGUAAACGUCAUGAUCCUGAUUAUAUGGCCAUUAUUGGAAUAUCAUUUUUUAUUCCAACAAUUGUUUUUGUUUUUUAUGUUAGUGCUUUAUUUAAAGGUGAACGAAAACAACAGAAAUUAUCACGACAAAAACGUCUUCCGGCACAUUCCACUACUGCUGCAAUAGUCGGUGCAAGAACAUGGUUAUGGUCUAAUCCAAACGAAUGA
Messenger RNA from Rotaria sordida, 870 nucleotides. NCBI's taxonomy places the organism in Eukaryota, Metazoa, Rotifera, Eurotatoria, Philodinida, Philodinidae. The record is from the annotation of a GenBank genome assembly.